Messenger RNA from Leptomonas pyrrhocoris, 1455 nucleotides. Its product is annotated as putative mitochondrial short-chain dehydrogenase. The record is from RefSeq and is a predicted model, not a curated record. Bases 127 to 1455 code for a protein of 442 amino acids. Lineage: Eukaryota; Euglenozoa; Kinetoplastea; Trypanosomatida; Trypanosomatidae. The transcript has a single exon.
AGAAUAAAUAUAUCUGUUCAACUUCAAGACAUAACAAUUUUUUUUUUUUUUAACUGCAAAUCACAUAGCUAUUACUUAGCACGGAUUUAAUUCAUACAAAAAAACAACAACGGGGUAGCGGGUAAAAUGAGGUUUUGCUACAAGAGUGAGACGGGCGCCGCCGUCCUCAGCAUAUGUGCCCUCGUCAGUUGCUUUUUAGUCCCCAAACGCUACAUUCCUGUUGUCAUCCCGUUGUGGGCGGCUGCAGGACGCUUUGUCGCUAGAGGUGCAAUCAAUCAUGCGCGUCCGGUGAACGAUGCCGACCCUGCGGAGAGGCAGGCGAAGGCGCGCUUUGUGAUGUCGCGCGACAUGCCGCUGGAGAAGCGUCCUGUGGCCAUCGUGACAGGGACGAACAGCGGCAUCGGAUACUGGACGGCUGUGGGCCUUGCGGCGGAGGGCUACGAAGUCAUCGUGACGUGCCGCUCAGCAGCGCUGUCGGUGGAGACGGCCGAAAAAGUACGCGCUGAGGCGGAGAAGGAGCGCCGCGCUCACCCGCAGAAGUACGCGCACUCUCCCGAGAAGGUGCUUGUGCAAGCGAAGAUGCCGGUGGAGUGCGACAACUUCGACAGCGUGCGUGCGUUUGUGGCUUGGGUCUUGAUGGCGUACGCGUCGCGCAACGUUCAGGUGCUCGUGAACAACGCUGGCGUGAUGCGCACCGACAUCGCGUUCUCCAGUUUCCACCCGAAUUUGGAGCUUCACACCGCCGUGAAUUUCCUUGGUCCUCUGCUGCUGACGGAGCUGCUGCUGCCGCUGCUGGAGAAGAACGGAGGCCGUGUGGUGUACGUGUCGAGUGAAGCGCACCGCUUCCCACAGGGUCUUUUGGACACUGACCGGUUUGGCACGUGGAAGUCUGUAAACAGCUAUCCUACCUGCACCGGACUGGCCGGGGGCAAGCUGCUAAUGGCUCUGCUGCAGUUAAACCAAAGCGCGGAGAAGUCUUCCGGCCCUUUCCAUACCACAACGUUCGGUGUGUCUCUUUGCCGCUACGGCGCGAGCAAACUGCUCAACUCCUACCACGCACACGUGAUCGCGCGACGCUACGCGGUCGGUGGCUCGAAGUCCGGUGCUCUUGGUGUGAAUGCCUGCUCUCUGCAUCCUGGGUGUGUCGCGACCAGAAUCUCCCGCAGUAUAUUAGGCUCCUUUGUAAGUGCCGUGUUUGCCUGGGGUUCGCUUUUGUUUUUGAAGACGUGCUGGGAGGGCGCACAGACCACGCUGCAUUGCGCGAUGUGUCCGCACGAGGAGCUGGAGUUGGUUGAUCCGUCCGGCGCGAAGGCAACGGCCAGUCCUGACGCUGUGAGCCCCUACUUCGUGGAAUGCGCUGACAAAACUUGCGGCAUGCUGCUCGCGUACGGCUGGGACCUGAAGGAAGCAGAGACCAUCGUGGAUUGGGGCAAGCAGCAGGUCGGCCUGCUGUAA